Messenger RNA from Dendroctonus ponderosae (mountain pine beetle), 3000 nucleotides. Its product is annotated as glutathione-specific gamma-glutamylcyclotransferase 1. Gene Ontology annotation, biological process: glutathione catabolic process. Bases 913 to 1671 code for a protein of 252 amino acids. Gene Ontology annotation, cellular component: cytoplasm. Gene Ontology annotation, molecular function: gamma-glutamylcyclotransferase activity; glutathione specific gamma-glutamylcyclotransferase activity. The transcript is spliced from 5 exons. The record is from RefSeq and is a predicted model, not a curated record. NCBI's taxonomy places the organism in Eukaryota, Metazoa, Arthropoda, Insecta, Coleoptera, Curculionidae.
AGAAAUAGGCGACAAGUUUCAUGGCUUUGUCCCCAUAAGGGACUAUAAUUGAUCUUCCUCUUUAUUUUAGACGGGGCCUUUUUUAAUUGGAAGGCUGUUAUUUGGAAGCGAUUUUGUACGGAAUCUUGAGAAUUUAUUGCGAUGCUGGCAACGAUGUGCGUGGCUUCAUUGAGGACGUGAAGUUUUUUAAGGCGGUAUGGGGUUUAUUAUUUUCAAGCCACCUUCCCCAACCUAAGAUUUAUAAUGGAUGUCAUCAAAAUCGAUCAAAUGGAUUUUGGCUCUAUCCAUUAUAGAACCAUGGGAUGUUCUGUGUUUAGAACAGUAAAUCACUGAUUAUGCUUUAGAGCAUUACUUGGAUGCAUUUUACGGUAAUAUCUUAAUAAUUUCAAGCAUUUUGUUAAUUACGAAGCAAUUACUCUAACUAAAAUUGUUGAUAAUUAAACAAUUUAAUGCAUUUUGAGCUCCAAGGGGAGGAAAGGUCAGGCAAUUUUCCCCUAAUGUGCAAGAAAAUGUCUCAAAAGUCCCCGUUAGCCUUUGAGGCUGGUUCUUGAUAACCAGCAUUCAACAAUGGGUUGUUUAGGUAUGGCCUUAACAUUUUUUGUAGCACAUCCUGUAGAGAGGUCAGUUGUCUGGCGCUGUUGAAAUUUUUCACCAUGUAGUAGGAUAUAAAACAGUCGAAUUUAACACUGCCAAGCUUUGGUCCGCUGUAUUUCGCCAGCAUAUUCUUCCAUUAAAACGACAGAGUAUCGCGAUGCCGCACCGUCGGUAGUGGCUGUAGAUGGGCGGCAGUUUCAAUACUUUCAAUCAACCGGAGGCUUUGCGAGCGGAAAGUAAGAUAUCGCUCAAAUUGCAUCAGAUUAAUGGCUGCAAAUAUAAAAACUGGUUCGGUAUACAAUUGAGCGAUAUUUGGAGAUGGACCGUGCGAUGGAGCCCGCUGUUUUGGAAUCCAAACUUUCCGAAAGUGAAACUAAGUUUCUAUGGGUUUUCGGUUACGGUUCGUUGUGCUACAAGCCUGGAUUUGAAUUCAAUAAAGCCAUUUUGGGUUUUGUGAAUGGAUUUCAAAGAAGGUUUUGGCAAGGGAACGUUACACAUAGAGGCACGAAGGAACAGCCGGGCAGAGUCGCAACGCUAAUAGAGGACUCAGAUGGAGUGGUACAUGGAGUAGCAUAUGCGAUCAGUGGAGAAGCUGCGAUUCCUUAUUUGAAUCACCGAGAAUGCCAGCAAGGUGGUUACAUAGCAAAGAUCGUGGAUUUUCAUUCGGAGAAAGGAGAAUGUUUUAAAGUGAUGAUAUACGUAGCAUGUCCUGCGAACGAGCAUUGGCUUGGUGAUAGUGAAAUUGAUGACAUUGCUGGAGAAAUAAUUAGCUCCAAAGGACCCAGUGGACACAACGUCGAGUAUUUAAUCCGCCUAGCUGAAUUCAUGAGGCUCCACUUUCCUGGCAAACAUGACGCUCAUCUUUUCAGCUUGGAAGAUCGGGUUCUGGCGUUGGUAAAGGAAAACCAGAUGUGCCUUGAUACAUUGAUGGGAUCCGGAGAAGGAUGUAUAACGUUUAUACGCAGAGCUAAUUCAAGGGAAACAAGUCCAACCCAAGACCGAAGAAAUGGAAGACAGGAUACGUUCGAGGGUACGACAGAGGGUUCUAGCAGCCGUCUUCGCUGCCUUAAUAUAUAAGUAUUACUAGAAGAUAUUUUCUAACAUUUUUGUGAUCUUGAAGCAUUACAGAGGUAUAUAUUAACUUUAUUUAUACAUAUUAGUUUCAAUUAAUUUUAUUCCUUUGUCACUUGGCUUUGGAAGAAUGCAUGGAGUUAUAAAUUAAUAGAGUUUCUAGCUCAGUCAUACAUCAAAUGUGUGAUUGUGACUUGUAGGGGUCAAAAUUCAAUUUUGCGAGAUAAGGGUGAUAUAGGCCAUGAAGUAAACACAUGCAUCUUCUUGAACUAAGUGGAGUUGUAUUUAAAAUAUAUGCUCAUGACUGAUUUCCUUCAAAUGUAACUUUCUUGAACCAAAUACAAUGCCUUCAAAGGCGUACUAAGUAGUUUUCACUUAGAUUUUAAGGAUCAAUUGUGAUUUACUUGUAGCAUUGUUUUGUUUAUAAUGCAGUUUGUCGAGCAUUUGUGUAUAUAUAAGCGUUCGAUUUCACUAAUUAGGACAUUUUGAAGUCAUUCAGCAAAGCUACAAUUUCCCAGACCAACUGGCAUUAUACAUUAUGUAUGUCCAUAUAUCAUGAAUGUAUUACUACUACUGACAUAAACUUAUAUAAUAGUACGACUAUGUGAUACCCAUUAUUCUAUAAUAUUAAUAUAAAUAAUAAUAAUUCUAAUACUCUUAUUGAGUUCGUCGCGUUUUGUUCCUGCUAUAGAUAUGGUCGUUUGCCUGAAUGUGUUUUUGGCUUUUACAGCAUUCGAAAAUGUAUAUAUUUGUUUUAUUUAACUCUUUUCGGUUCCAACGUAAAAAUGACGAGCGACUCCAGUCAGUUAAUAAUAACCAAAUACAUUUUAUCUUCGAUUUGCGUAUCACACGGAACAUUUUUAUUGCUAGCCAGACAAAUAAAUAAUCUGAAUGGCUUCGAAGCCUCGACCCAAAUUGUGGAAAAAUGCUCAGGCUUUUACGUAAAGGCAAAAAAUCGUAUAAAUACUUUUUCUGGGCUGCGCACAACCGAAAACGCUGUUUUUAAUUAUGCAGUAAUGUUUUAUUUUAUUUUAGUAAUAGAAUAAAGAAUAUUAAACAGUAACAAAGCACAGGGUUUGAAAAUUCUUAAAUUAGUGUUAGGUAUAGAGAAUCUAAAUCUAUUCUCGUCGGUUUGAAAAGUCUAAAAAUAAUACACUAAAGUACAUUUAAUCAUUAAGUGGCCACUUGAUUUGGUGGUACUUUGUAAAAUAGGUCAAUGCUUGUCAAGAGACGAAAUUUGAAUCGUUAAGUGUUACACAUAAGUGGAAGAGUGACAAGCAUAAAGACAAAAUACAGGUUUACAAAUUGAUAACAAUACAGAUAUGUUAACGUUCA